AUGAUGUGCUCAUCAGUUACUGAAAUGCAUGUCGCUUUGAUUGGGAUGACGGGUUGCGGGAAAUCAGCUUUGGCAGUGAAAUAUAUAGCUGGUCGGUUCAUUGGCGAUUAUGACCCAAACCUUGAAGAUACAUACUGUCGUCAAGAUGUUUUACUCUCGCAACCGAUUGUCGUAUGUUUGAUGGAUACAGUGGAUGGUUCAGGACGAGAUGCAAUGCGUUACCUUUCGUGGGCUGAUGUUUACAUUAUUGUAUAUGACAUAACAUCACAAUUGUCUCUACAGUACGCGGAAUCAACAAUGCAACAAAUUGCAGCCCAUGAACAUCAUCUUUGUUCGCGACAACAUAAAUGCUUACUUGUAGGGAAUAAGACUGAUCUUGAACGCUACCGGCAGGUAAGUGAAUCAGAUGGUGAAAAGUUAGCGAAACGAUUUGGCGUAAUGUUCGGCGAAAUCUCAGCUGUAGAUGAAUGGGAACGAGUUGCUGCACUUUUCAGACGUCCAAUCACUAUUCUCUUAACUGAUCGUUCCAAAAGACGCAGUCCGUCUCCACGACUUUGUUCCUCGGAUUCUGAAAUCGCUUCUUCGGUAAAUAAAAGUGCUUUCUCAAUGAAAAAUUCUGGCCGUUCCAGUACAUUUGGUCUUUGUUCGAAGAGCCCGAAAGGUGUUGACUUGGUCAAAAUGUCCUCAUCAAAGAAAAGUGGCCAUAAAUUGUUGAAACUUUUUCAUAACUGA
Messenger RNA from Brugia malayi, 732 nucleotides. RefSeq lists its product as uncharacterized. The transcript is spliced from 6 exons. The record is from RefSeq and is a predicted model, not a curated record. Bases 1 to 732 code for a protein of 243 amino acids. Gene Ontology annotation, molecular function: GTP binding; GTPase activity. NCBI's taxonomy places the organism in Eukaryota, Metazoa, Nematoda, Chromadorea, Rhabditida, Onchocercidae.